Molecule: messenger RNA, 390 nt
Organism: Magnusiomyces paraingens
Lineage: Eukaryota; Fungi; Ascomycota; Dipodascomycetes; Dipodascales; Dipodascaceae
Exons: 2
Coding region: 1-390 (129 amino acids)
Biological process (GO): protein folding
Cellular component (GO): prefoldin complex; cytoplasm
Source: RefSeq, a predicted model, not a curated record
AUGCUCCCUGCUGACCAUAAGCCUAACCCAGAGAUUGAGGUACUCUGGGAAGACCAGGAACGUAUUAAUACUUUCAGCAAACUCAACUCACGUAUCCGUGUACUGAAAGACCGUCUCAAGACACAUGAACAAGAAAAGGAAUACCUGAGUGACGUGGAAAUGGAGCUUGAAUUACUUGAUGAGGAUGAUCAGGUUCAAUAUAAGAUUGGAGAGGCGUUCAUCUACCUUUCACAAGAAGAAGCAUUGGAGCGACUCCAAAGAGAUACAGAAAAUGUCGAUAAGCAGAUUCAAGAAGAGGAACAACAAAUUGGAGAGACUGCCCAGCAAAUGACGGCUCUCAAGGGAUUACUUUACGGGAAAUUUGGCAAUGCAAUUAAUUUAGAAGCUUAA